This is a messenger RNA of Aspergillus homomorphus CBS 101889, 3708 nucleotides long. RefSeq names its product mRNA-binding protein NAB2. The transcript has 5 exons. Gene Ontology annotation, cellular component: mitochondrial inner membrane. NCBI's taxonomy places the organism in Eukaryota, Fungi, Ascomycota, Eurotiomycetes, Eurotiales, Aspergillaceae. The coding region runs from base 254 to 3544 and encodes 1096 amino acids. Gene Ontology annotation, molecular function: protoporphyrinogen oxidase activity, oxygen as acceptor. The record is from RefSeq and is a predicted model, not a curated record. Gene Ontology annotation, biological process: heme biosynthetic process.
CUACUCCAAACUUAUCGUGAUCACCUCCUAUUCUUCCUUUAUCCUUAUUCCUUUCACCACUCUUUCGGCUGAACAUACCCUCCAAGUUCUCCAAAGAUUUAUUUAGCUAGAUCUUCGAACGCAGUUAGUGUGGCCAGGUGCGCCCUGUCAACCAACCAGUGCGGCAUCUAGCACUUAUCAAAUCUCUCUUUACUUCCUCCCUUCCUGUCACUUCCUGACCCACAGCCGAUUCGCAGUCACUACGCACUCCACCAUGACGACUAUGGUUGCAGCAGGUACUCCGCUCGCGGAAGCCCUGAGCAGUGUCAUAUCUCCCAAGUUGAGCGAGAUGGGGUGGAGUUCCGACGGCGACGAUUCAGCCUUGAUCGAAUACGUGAUUCUGAUGCUGGUAAACGGCAAAACACAAGAACAGAUCGCCGGCGAGCUCUCCAAUGAUCUCCUUGGUCUGGGCGAAGAAGGUGAUACUCAGGCUCUUGAGUUCUCAAGGUGGUUGUUCGAACAGGUCGAGAUUCUCAACCAACAGAUCAAUGGUGGUGGCGCCCCAGCUUUGAACGACCAUACCUCGGCGCAGGCGAUCCCUUCCUUCGCAGAUCAAGAGGCUGCUGUUACUCAACCGGCCGGCCUUGACGGCCAUACCCAAGAUGCAGACAUGGCCAUGGGUGACGAUGCGAAUGCGACAGAUGACUCUAUACCGACGGGUCCGAAGGCAAUGCGCAAUGGGCGCCCCGGUGGAAGAGGCCGGAUGCUCAACCAAAUAAACAGGGCGAUGGACCGAGGCGAUCGUGGCGACUCGACUCUCCAUCGCGUUCGUGGGCCCGGUGGCGGACGGAUUAACACACAUGGUCAGAACAACGGAAAGGGUCGCUUCAACCAGAAUGGUGGCGGUCGGAUGCAGGGUGGUCGUCAAAUGAACAUGGGUCCGAUGAUGAACAUGAACCAGAACGAUCAAAUGCAGUUGAUGUCUCUCCUCGAGGAGCAAGCACGGAUGAUGGCGCAACUCAUGCCUGGAUUCGUCCCUCCCGCUAUCAACCCGGCGUUUCAACAGAAUGGUCCCCAACAGGGUCGGUCAUUGUUCGAUCGCGUCGAACGCCAGCAUGGCCCCCGGCAUCAUCGCAAUCAGCGCAACAACCGCACGACGGAACAAGACAACGACACCGACAUGGAGAUGAAACCUCAAGGAGAGCAGGACGAGACCAACACCGAUACCGUGUGCCGCUUCAACCUUCGAUGCAGCCGGAAGGACUGUCCUUUCGCCCACCAGUCCCCGGCAGCCCCCGAAGGCAGCCCGGUCGACGUUGCGGACCCCUGUCCUUAUGGAGCAGCAUGCAAGAAUCGCAAGUGCACCGGGCGCCAUCCUUCGCCGGCUGUCAAGUCCGCUCACCAGGCCGAGGAGAUGUGCAGAUUCUUCCCCAACUGUGCCAACCCUCACUGUCACUUCAAGCAUCCUUCCAUGCCGUUAUGUCGUAACGGGGCCGACUGCACCACCGAGGGCUGUAAAUUUACACAUCUCCAGACAGCUUGCAAGUUCAACCCCUGUCUUAACCCGAGUUGCCCCUAUAAGCAUGCUGAGGGCCAAAAAGGUGCCUUCCCCGACAAAGUCUGGACACCAAAUUCGGGGAAGCCCCACGUGAGCGAGAGAAAAUUCGUGACGGAUGAAGAUGGGGCAGAGGAGUUCAUCAAGCCGGGCGCUACGGAUGGCUCUCAAAGCCAGGAGAUCAUGCGGCUCGUAUGCUCCUCCAAAGGCGCACUUGGAGUCGUAAGGGUGCCAUUGGGGCGCUCCCACCUUGGGAACUGUCGCUUGCAUUCCACCAAACCGUAUGAUGUUGCCGUCAUUGGCGGAGGCAUCACGGGGCUCACAGCAGCCUAUCGUUUGUCGCGAGACCCAAGAUGCAAGAAAGUCACGCUUUACGAGUCAAAGGAUCGCCUAGGAGGGUGGAUGCAGUCUGAUACAGUGACAGUCGAGAACGAACUAUCCCAAGGGAAACUGGUUCUCGAACGCGGCCCGCGGACUCUGAGAGCUGCCUUCCCCACAGCUCUCCCUCUCCUUGACCUGUUGCUUGAGUUAGACUUACAGGACGAUGUUGUUAUCACGAGGAAAGACUCGCCGGCCACCACCAAUCGAUACAUCUACUAUCCUGAUCACUUGGUGCGCAUGCCGGCACCUCGCCCCAACGAGAGUCUCAUCAAAUAUAUCCGGAGUUUGAUCAAAACUGUGAAAGAGGAGCCACUUUUCGAAGGGAUGAUUAAUGCGCUCUGGCGCGAAUUUCGGCACCCACCGGCGGCGUCCGGUAAACCCGACGAGUCGAUUGCGGAUUUCAUUUCGCGCCGCUUCAGUCCCAAGAUGGCGGAUAACCUGGUCUCUGCGGUCAUGGCUGGCAUAUUCGCCGGUGACAUCAACCGCCUCAGUGCACAAACACUAAUGGGCACGUUCCGGAACCUUGAAAUGAACGGGGGCUCCGUCUUGAGAAACAUUGUGAAAGAUAUGCUGCAGAAGCGGAAAUAUUGGUAUAUGGAUGAUACCUUUGCUUACCAGUGUCUUCUGGGAGGCUCGGGCGAUCAGGAUUAUGCCCAAAAGCUCCAAGCGUUGUACAAAGAUGCUAGCGUUUUUACCUUCAAAGAGGGCCUUGAACAGCUGCCCCGUGCCAUCACCGAACAACUGAAGAAGUCCAAGAACGUUGAUAUCGUUACGUCAGCCGAUAUACGCGCAUUAAUCCAGGACCCCAUGACGCAUGACUUGACUGUUGACCUCGGAGGAACGAGCCUUCGCACGCACAACCGAGUGAUCGCUACCGUGAAACCGCUUCAUCUGGCCAACAUGAUCCCCCAGCGGAUGGCUAAGAGCCGCUACUACCCUGCUCAGUCGGUCAAGAACCUGCGGGCUGACAAUAACAACUAUGCCGUAACGGUCAUGGUGAUCAACCUAUAUUACAAGGAAGAAGACCAUCUGGACAUACCCAGGGGUUUCGGGUACCUGAUCCCACGCUCGGUACCAUUCGAACAGAACCCCGAGAGGGCCCUGGGUGUCAUCUUCGGAAACGAGACUUCCGUGGGCCAGGACACUGUCGACAACAAGAAACUGACCGUGAUGCUAGGUGGGCACUGGUGGGAUGGUCUGUCGGAAUCGGAAUACCCGGAUCAUGAGAAGGCAUACAACUUGGCACGUUCUGUGCUUCGAAGACACCUCAACAUCACUGCGGAGCCACUCAAUACCCAGAUCUGCCUCCACGUAGAUGCCAUUCCCCAAUAUACCGUCGGGCAUCUUGACCGCAUGAACGAGCUCUCCCAAACGGUUCGCACGGAGUACCACAAACGGCUGACGCUCGCUGGCUCAUGGUACGGCACCAAUGGUAUCGGUGUGCUCGACUGUGUCCGUCAGGGCUACUUGGCCGGGACGUUCGGGGUGGGUGCUAGGAAACUCAAGCCCACUACGGGAUCUGGGUAUUGGAGUCGCUAUGACUGGCAAAACUGGGAUUUGGAAGGUGGCAUUGUGACCUCACCUGUGAGAUACGCCGAGGUCAAUGCUUCGGACGCCAACGGACUGUAAGGCGCUGUCGUGCGCUGCUGUAGGCUACCAUGCUGAUCAUGACAGCUUACUUAUCUCAAGGUAAACCAGGUAAGUUGAUAGUGGCAAACAUUCAGAGUGUUCGUGUGGAGGUACGUAAAUGCUCGGUGGAUAAGCUAGCAACACAAUCUAAAGCUUUGAAAAGC